GUUCGGGAACUGUGACCCAGUAACAGGCUGACCCGGGACCGCUGCCUGAUGGAGACCUGGGACAACCAGAACCACAGCUGAGGCUGGUUCCGACCCGAACGACCGGAACAGAAGAAGCAUGUCUGAGGCGGGAAGCUGCUGGGGGCCCUCGGGGGCCCCAGAACCUGCUGUAGACCGGUGAGAGCUGCAGAAACCAGCAGCCCGUCCGAACCCAGCCGAACCUUCAGGAUGCACAGAUCUGCUCCGAGACACCGUUAGAGACUCGCUGUUGCACCCACAAGGAUUUGUGUGUACGCGCGCGUGUGCGUGUGUUAGGAUGAGUCUGGUCUCGCGUUUCCCUCACCCCCCCAUCAUGCACCCCCAUGACUCCCACCGGUACUCCUUCCACCCUGCUGCCGGUACCGCUCGGUGCCACGAGGACCCCGGGGCUCCUCCAUACUUCACGAGCUGGCUCAUCGGUCACGCGGACGUGUCUCCCUCAGAGUACGAGCACGCGCCCGGGUUCAGCCCAGAGUACCACCCCCUCAGCGGCGGCGGGUCCUCCGGGGGUCUGGACCAGAUCCACCAUCACCACUUCGGCGCCGGAGGUCUGAUUCCGGGCCCCGGGACCCUCUCUGUGAACGGAACCACCGUGAGCGUGCACCAGCAGCACGCGCACCCUCGGACCUUGAAGCGGAGACCCACGGCGAACCGGAAGGAGCGGCGGCGGACCCAAAGCAUCAACUCGGCCUUCGCAGAACUCCGGGAGUGCAUCCCGAACGUCCCGGCAGACACCAAGCUGUCCAAGAUCAAGACCCUGAGGCUCGCCACCAGCUACAUCUCCUACCUGAUGGACAUCCUGGACAGGGACGGCCAGCACGGGGACACCCAGGCCUUCAGGGCCGAGCUGAAGCGGACCGAGGUCCGGGAGGAGCGCAGGAAGAGAGACGCGGUGGAGAUCUCUAACACGGCUUCAUCCUUGUCCUCCUCCUCAUCCUCGUCCUCCUCGUCAUCAGCAGGAGAUAAAAAGGGCAAAGGUCGAACAGGAUGGCCUCAGCAUGUCUGGGCUCUGGAACUCAAACAGUAG
Molecule: messenger RNA, 1066 nt
Organism: Nematolebias whitei (Rio pearlfish)
Lineage: Eukaryota; Metazoa; Chordata; Actinopteri; Cyprinodontiformes; Rivulidae
Gene: hand2
Product: heart and neural crest derivatives expressed 2
Exons: 2
Coding region: 317-1066 (249 amino acids)
Biological process (GO): heart development; regulation of transcription by RNA polymerase II
Molecular function (GO): RNA polymerase II transcription regulatory region sequence-specific DNA binding; DNA-binding transcription factor activity, RNA polymerase II-specific; protein dimerization activity
Source: RefSeq, a predicted model, not a curated record